AUGGGCACUCCCUUGGACCUAGCAACUGACAGCUUCCAGGAUACAGCACCAGACAUCUACGAGACCCCAGACUUGACAGAUGACAAUUCUACUAUUCCGACAGCUACCGGUUUCUCGCAAUCUGACAACGAGUUCGACGACGAUGACGAUGAUUCGGCGGGCAUCACUCGGUCGAGGCUGCGCGUGAACGAUGCACGGUCUCGUUUCCUUCCAUCCCAAGUCGACGCUCGAGAUGUAGACUUCUCGGACAGACUUAAUGGCAAGCGCAAGUCAUAUCGAACCUCCAGCCGCCGGCAACGGGUCCUGGAGGAUGGCACGCAGCAGAUCGGCGACUUGAGCGAUGAAGAGGAUGGAGAAGACCUGGAGCGCAAGAUUGCCCGCCUAAGGCGCGAAAUCGAGGAGGCCAAGGAAGAAUACAGUAAACAAAAGACCGAUGCGUCGCAGGCUCCCCCAGCUCAAGAGCAUGCCUUGACUUCAUUGAGCAAAGCACUAGACGAGAUGGUUGUGGUACCCAGGGUUACAGGGACAACCAAACCAGUACCGACCAGUACCGGUUCUAAGGAAACGGCACCAGCAACAGAUGUGACAGAUGGGGCCACCUAUACGGUCACAUACGCUCCGGAUUACGAGCAGAGUCAUGCUCUGGCAAAGGCCGCUGAUUUCGACCGCCGGCUCGCCCAGCUCGAGAAGGCCAUCGGUGUCACUGCAGCCUCCAUGCCGGGAUUGGAUGGAGAUCGACUCCCACGGGCUGUCGUGCCUACUCUUGAUCACCUACAGAAGCAACUAAACGUGCUCUCGGAUGCUUCUACGUCGUCGCUGGAUAGCAUCAGCCGACGAGUCCGAGAACUUACCAAGGAUGCUGAGCAGCUCGAAAAGUCACGAAAAGCUGCAAAGGCGGCGCAGGAGUCAUUGGAGGCUUCAGGCGUGCAGACGUCUGAACCAAGCGACGAACAAACAGCCAAGAUAAAUGCUCUGUACGGGACUCUACCGGCUAUUGAGAGUCUCGCGCCGCUGCUCCCACCGCUACUGGACCGCCUGCGCUCACUCAGGGCUAUACAUGCAGACGCGGCCACGGCGAGCGAGACGUUGGACCAGAUCGAGAGAACACAAAGCGAGAUGGCCGGAGAUAUCGCACAGUGGCGGGAGGGUCUGGCUAAGAUCGAAGGUGCCAUGAAGGAGGGGGACGAGUCUAUGACUGCUAACAUGAAAGUCAUCGAAGGCUGGGUCAAGGGCCUAGAAGCAAACAUGGCAAAGUUGUCAUGA
Neoarthrinium moseri is the source of this 1263-nucleotide messenger RNA. RefSeq lists its product as uncharacterized. The record is from RefSeq and is a predicted model, not a curated record. Gene Ontology annotation, biological process: mitotic spindle organization. Gene Ontology annotation, cellular component: cytoplasm; dynactin complex. The coding region runs from base 1 to 1263 and encodes 420 amino acids. Lineage: Eukaryota; Fungi; Ascomycota; Sordariomycetes; Amphisphaeriales; Apiosporaceae. The transcript has 2 exons.